Messenger RNA from Capsella rubella, 354 nucleotides. RefSeq lists its product as uncharacterized. The record is from RefSeq and is a predicted model, not a curated record. The coding region runs from base 1 to 354 and encodes 117 amino acids. Lineage: Eukaryota; Viridiplantae; Streptophyta; Magnoliopsida; Brassicales; Brassicaceae. The transcript has a single exon.
AUGUCAAAAAUCUCAAAGGCUUCUUCUCUCUGUUCUCUCCUCCUCGUAUUCUUCCUCGUCAGUUCGCGACCCGCACUCUCACUCCGUGGCCCAAAACUUCAAUCAGAACCAAAAUCAGCUCAAUCCCUAAUGGAUGAAUCGUCUUCAAUGAGCAAGAUCGAGUCCGGAAGUGCAAAGUCCAUUGAAGGAUUCUUCAGUCACAUGUUUCCAUUAAAGGGCUGGCCUUUCCCAAAGUACCCACCUUUCACAAUGGUUAACCCUAAUAUUCCAACAAACCCAUCUGGAGCUCAAGAGGAAACCACUAAGUUACCUUCUUCCCCAAGCAAAGGCGACAAAGAAGGAGGAAACGCUUGA